AGGAGACCUGGAGCACUGGGGUCCUCAUUGAGUCUCAGUAAUCCAGUUUGGAGUGGUCGCUGAGGAUGCCACCAGAAGCAGCCUCUCCAUAAGACCUGCAGUGCAUCGGCACUGUGGUUUUAUAGACUUGGGAGCUCAUUAGUUGCUUAUUAGUUUAUUCUACCUCAAGACAGCUUAAAAACAGUUCUGAUCUAGUUCAGAUCUAAUUAGAUUUCAGGUUAUGCCACAGCACACGAAAUGUAGGUGUAGCGAGAUGUUUAACUGGCAAGAUUUUCUCUCAAAGUCACGGGUCCAUCUGUAGGAUCUGAAUCUGAAGACACCUUGCAAGAGCGAUUAUGAAGAUGAAACUCACCAUGCACGGACCAGUCAGGACCUUCGGAUCAAAGCAGUAAAAGUCGUCUUUAUGGAGUUUCAAAAUGACAUUUUCUAAACUGCUGAACGAGAGCAAGGAUGAAUUCCCCUCGGACUUUCUCUCCAACAUCAGCAACACCACCUGCGAGGGCAUCACCCUCGACUCUCAAGUCAUCGGCGUCGGAGUCUUUCUGGCCGUUUUCAUUUUGGUGGCGAUCGUCGGAAACAUUUUGGUUAUUCUGUCGGUGCUGUGCAACAAACAUUUACAGACGGUCACCAACUUCUUCAUCGUGAACCUGGCCAUAGCGGACCUUCUGCUGAGCAUCAUCGUCCUGCCGUUCUCCGCGUCUCUGGAGGUGCUGGGAUGCUGGGUGUUCGGUCGGGUCUUCUGCAACAUCUGGGCAGCGGUGGAUGUGCUUUGUUGCACGGCGUCUAUUUUAAGUUUGUGCAUUAUAUCUAUAGACAGGUACAUCGGGGUAAAAUACUGUUUGAAAUACCCCACUAUCAUGACCGAACGGAAAGCAGGUGUCAUACUCGUGGUAGUAUGGGUUUCUUCAAUGGUGAUUUCCAUCGGACCGCUUUUGGGAUGGAAAGAGCCCCCACCUUCUGACGAGAGCAUCUGCAGCAUCACGGAGGAACCGGGUUAUGCUCUGUUCUCCUCUUUAUUCUCCUUCUACCUCCCGCUCAUGGUCAUUUUAGUCAUGUACAUUAGAGUAUACAUCGUGGCCCGCCGGACUACAAAAAGUUUAGAAGCGGGUGUGAAACGGGAGAGAGAUAAAUCGAUGGAAGUGGUGCUGAGGAUACAUUGCAGGAGCAUGCCGGAGGAUUCGAGCACGAGCUCCAAAACCAAAAACCACCCGUUCAGAAGUUCUCUGUCCGUCAGACUCAUGAAGUUCUCAAGAGAGAAGAAAGCUGCUAAAACCCUCGCCAUCGUCGUGGGGAUGUUCAUUCUUUGUUGGCUACCGUUUUUCUUCGUUUUGCCUUUGGGCUCUUUCUUCCCAGCUCUGAAACCCUCUGAGGUGGUGUUCAAAGUGAUCUUCUGGUUGGGCUACUUCAACAGUUGCAUUAACCCCAUAAUUUACCCCUGCUCGAGCAAGGAGUUCCAGCGGGCCUUCAUCCGCCUGGUUCGCUGCCAGUGCCAGCGCCGCCGCCGUAUCCUACGCCGCUUCUACGACCAGCGCUGGAGAACAGCCAUGCGAGGAGCCCGGAGGGACCCGCACAGAGACUACUGCUCUGGAUUUCCUUUUCACGAGCAGUGUGCUAACUCUAUCUAUUCCUGCCAGAGCAAGAGCCGGCCUCUUAGUCUGAAGAGCUGGAGCUUCUUCCCCCCUUUACAGAAGUCCUCCUUCCAGCUGAAGGAGAAAAUGAACAACCUUUCCAAUAAGAUUAAGAACGGGACAGGGAAGAGUAGCACCUCUGCUCUGGCCCGGACAGAGAUUGACACGGUCUCCAUGGGGAUCUACAACGACUGCACCGAUCAGAGCGGCUACCAGAUCUACGACCUCACAGAGUGCUACGGCCUGAAGGAAACAGACAUCUAAACAAAGACUGAGAUUACUGUCUGUUUUCUCUGAGAGCUCUGACCCACUGCCAGUUCUUAGGAAUUGUUUGAUUUUUUUUUUUUUUUUUUUUUCUGAAAGACUAGUAUUUUUGUCAUGUCUUAAAGCACACAUUCGGAAAGCAAAUAUGCGGAAGAAAUGACAACGACGAUAUGUGUUAAAGGAGAUUAAUGUAUUUUCACAUUGAUAAUUUAAAAAUAUUUCUUUGAAAGUGGGAAAAGUACACUGAAUUGAAAAAUUGUGUGGGGAAAAAAAAAACCUAUCUGCACUGGAUCAGAAUGAAAAGACUCAUAGCUGCUGGGUAUCUGUAUACCGUGUUGUCCAUGUGGCCUUUGAGAAAUAGUCUGUCAGGCGUUUCAAACUCUCUGAUGACCAGCAACGGUUUUGAACUGUAUUUACAAAGAAAGAUUGUUAAACUUGUUGUCAGUUAAGUGUGAAUGGAAAACAUAUUUUACUGUGAUGUAUCUGAGAGACCGUUGAAUCCAUGACAGAUUUGUAUUGACAUAAUGAUUCGCUGUGAUUCUCAGAUUGCUGUGGAAUUCACUUUUAAAUGAUAAAUAAAUUGAUUCAGAGGUGCGUACCUUUCUUCGUGAGGCACGGUUUGUAACCUAAACAGAUUUUGUGCAGAUGUUUGCAGUAUCACAGAGGGUAGUUCUGAAUAAUGUGUUAUUCGUGUGCUAUUCAUGCUAUUCUCAUUUGCACCAUCCCUUAAAAGGACCAACAAAAAAAAAAAAAUCAUGGACUACAACUCAGUUUUUGUGUUGUUGAGAAAAGCUUUGGGUUUCUUUGUAAUGCUGAUGUUACGGUGUCUUUCAGUGUCAACUAUUAAACAUAAUAAAUUUGAAAAGA
This is a messenger RNA of Puntigrus tetrazona (Sumatra barb), 2759 nucleotides long. RefSeq names its product adrenoceptor alpha 1D (gene adra1d). The record is from RefSeq and is a predicted model, not a curated record. Gene Ontology annotation, molecular function: alpha1-adrenergic receptor activity. Gene Ontology annotation, biological process: phospholipase C-activating G protein-coupled receptor signaling pathway; positive regulation of cytosolic calcium ion concentration; adenylate cyclase-activating adrenergic receptor signaling pathway. Bases 417 to 1892 code for a protein of 491 amino acids. Gene Ontology annotation, cellular component: membrane. The transcript has 2 exons. Lineage: Eukaryota; Metazoa; Chordata; Actinopteri; Cypriniformes; Cyprinidae.